Messenger RNA from Phalacrocorax carbo (great cormorant), 2945 nucleotides. Lineage: Eukaryota; Metazoa; Chordata; Aves; Suliformes; Phalacrocoracidae. The record is from RefSeq and is a predicted model, not a curated record.
UCCCCCCAGUCGCGGGGGCCCGGGGAUAUGGGGUGCACCUGGGGGGUCCCCAAAAAUGUGGAGGUGCCCAGGGAAGAAGGGUGGCCCAGGCAGAUGUAGGUGUACCUCAGACUAUGGGGGUCUGCACAAGAAUGGCGUGCUCCAGGGAUAUGGGGGUGCCCACAGGAAAAAGGGGUGUCCUGCAGGCUGGGUGAUCCCAGGGUUAUGCGUCCCUAAAAGUGUGGGGGCACCCAGGGAACAGGGGUGACCCAGCGUGAUGGGAUUAUGCCCCAAAGGGAUGGGGGUCCCCAAAAGCGCAGGAGUUCGCCAGGGAACGGGGAUGCCCUAGGGGGACUGGGAGGUUGUCCUGGAGCUUGGGGGUGUGUGCCCAAAAUUUUGGGGGUGCCCCAGAAGAGCAUGGGGACAUCCCCAGGAAUAAGAGUGUUCUUGGAGCUGUGGUGAUGUCCCAGGGGUAUGACGGUGCCCUACAACUGUAUGGGUGCCCCCAGGGAACAGAGGUGCCCCAAAAGUGUGGGGUACCCCUAAAACCAACAGGAACCUGAAAGCUGUGGGGAUGGGGUUGCUCCAAGGGUUUGGGGUGUCCCAGAGGUAUGGGGUGCCCGGAGGGUGCCCAGGGGUGUGGGCUUCCCCCAAAGGCAAUACUCCCAAACUCAGGGGAGUAGGGGUGCCCCAGGGUUAUGGGGGUGCCAGGGGAUGGGGAGUCUCCCCCAAGUCUGCAAGACUGGCAUGGUGGUCAUGGCUAUGCAUGGUGGCACAGCUCAGCUCAGCGUAGCGUGGCACAGCCAGUGUGGGAGGGAUACAAGGCUCUGCCCUGGGGGGUCCUGCACAGCAUCCCCCAACAGGGGCAAGCCAGCCCCGCAGUGCCCCUGUGCCCCCCAAACCUUGGCAUCAACCCCCCACUCCAUCAAUGGGGAAACUGGGGCACAGAGCCCUGCCCUGCCUUCGCCCACCGGCCUGCCUGCCAAAGUCCCCAUGGCCCCAGGGGGCCUCUGCUCUCCUGGGGGGGGUCUGCAGCACCCAGGGGGGCUCAAAGGGAAGCCCUGCAUCCACGGGGGGCCAGGAGACAGGGUGAGGACCCCCUGGCUGGAGACCCCCACAGUGACGUGCCGCAGAGGGGGUGAUGCACCCCUGGGUGUGUCCCAGUGUCACCCACUGCCGGGUGGCCUGGGACAUCCUGGGGCGGCAGCGUGGCAGGGCUCUGCUGGCUACCCCCUACCCCGGGAAGACGUCCUGGGGGGGGUCAGGAAAGGGUCCCUUCUGGCUGCCACUUCCCCUUCACGCUGGGAGAAGGUUUUGCAACCUCGCUUCCUCCCUGGGUGGCAUAAAGCGGGCGGUGGAGCGAAGGGGUGCUGGGAGGUGUACCAACAGCGGGCACAGGUGAGGGACCCUCCGGCUGGCCUGGCGGGACCCCUGGGCCUGGUGCUGUCCUGCAUCCAACCAAGCUCUGCAUUGGAGCCCUUUGGGAGUGACGCUUGGAUCCGUCUCGUGUCUGGGUGCUCCCUGGUGAGAACUGGCUUGGGACGGGGAGAAGACCCCGGAGCUGACGGGCCAGUGAGGGCAGCGAGUGGCAAAAUGGAGUCCUUCUCCUUCAACGGGGAUUUCUCCAACUUCUUUUCCAACUACACCUAUGACUACAGCACAGCCAUGCCUGAUACCGCUAUCUCCUCCGCCCCAUGCCGGCCUGACAGCUCCUUCCUCAACAAGUACCUGGUGGUGGUGAUCUACUGCCUUGUCUUCAUCCUCAGUGUUGUGGGGAAUGGGUUGGUGGUGCUGGUGGUGACUUCCAGUCACACCAACCGCUCCGUCACUGAUGUCUACUUGCUUAACCUGGCCGUGGCCGACCUGCUCUUUGCCCUCAGCCUGCCACUCUGGGCCGCCUACAGAGCCCACGAGUGGGUCUUUGGCACGGUGAUGUGCAAAGCUGUCUCCCUGCUGCAGGAGGCCAACUUCUAUAGUGGCAUCCUGCUGCUGGCCUGCAUCAGCGUGGACCGCUACCUGGCCAUCGUCUAUGCCACCCGGGCCGCCACUGAGAAGAGGCACUGGGUGAAGUUUGUCUGCUUGGGCAUCUGGGUCUUCUCUGUGCUGCUCUCCCUGCCCGUGCUGCUCUUCCGUGAGGCUUUCCCCUCACCCAGCAAUGGCACCGUGUGCUAUGAGCGCAUUGGUGGCGAGGACACAGCCAAGUGGCGGGUGGUGCUGCGGAUCCUGCCACAGACCUUUGGCUUCGCCCUGCCCCUCCUGGUCAUGCUCUUCUGCUAUGGCGUCACCAUCCACACCCUCCUACAGACCAAAAAUUCCCAGAAGCAGCGGGCCAUGAAGGUAAUCUUUGCCGUGGUGCUGGUCUUCCUCAUCUGCUGGCUGCCCUACAACAUCACAUUGGUGAGCGACACCCUCAUGAGGACGCGGGCCAUUGCUGAGACCUGCGAGAGGAGGAAUCGCAUUGACACGGCCCUCUCUGUCACGCAGGUCCUGGGCUUUGCCCACAGCUGCAUCAACCCCAUUAUUUAUGCCUUCAUUGGGCAGAAGUUUCGCAACAGCUUCCUCAAGAUCCUGGCACAGCGUGGGCUCAUCAGCAGGGAUGCUGUGGCCCGCUACGGCCGUGCCUCCUACACCUCCACCUCCGGCAACACCUCCACCACCCUCUAAGCCCUGCUGGGACCUGACCCUCACAGCUUCCAGCAGGUCCCAGCACCUCACACAGCCUAGCAUCCUCACCCAGUCCCCUGGGAUGCAGGUGACGAUGCCAUGAGGAUGGGCAGGGCCCCCACUGGAUGCUGAGCCCUGACUGGAAGGGGGCUUGGGCGGUGAGGGGGUAGGACCCCAUUGCCAGGGGAGCGAUGCCAAGCACCGCCCACCCUCCCUGCUCUUUGGGACAGAGCCCGUGACUUUGGGGACCCUGCGACCCUGCUGAGGGGAUGGUGUUCGUGGCCGACAGCCAUCAGGCAAUA